Molecule: messenger RNA, 784 nt
Organism: Amoebophrya sp. A120
Lineage: Eukaryota; Dinophyceae; Syndiniales; Amoebophryaceae
Source: the annotation of a GenBank genome assembly
UCUGGAUAGAAAAUCUGCGCUGAGCAUGGCACUGCAGGAAACCUGCGCUGCGCAAGCAGUAUGACCUUGGCGCAACCGUUAGCCUCAAAAACAUUGGGCCGCGCUGCACUGGCUACGUCCGCAGUCCCGUGCAGCAUCGACGCGUUGACGGAGCGGCGCAUCUUGGCGAAUUUGUUGAAUAAGGACGCGCCUCGCCCGGUCCUGCCCUGCGAUUUCGCUACGUGCAGCACGUGGGAGCCGUCAGUACUUCGAGAGCGGGCGGCGCGCCGCUCGCCGUCGUCGGUUGCGCUCCUUCGUAUCGUCGCCCGGCGGCCCCGAUGUGCGUCGGGGUCUGUGGGGGUUCCGCCCGCUACCCCGGCUGGUAGGCUGGCGCGCCAAUAGGGGCCCCGGCUUGCCCACGGCAGGCCCUCUGCCCCUUUCUGGUGCUGUGUGCCAGGCCCUAUUGCCUGGGCUCGCCUAGUUGGCGCAGGGCUUUGCCGGUAAGCUUGCCGCUAUUGCUUGGCGGGGGGGGCCCGCGUCCGAGGAGAAAGGGCCACGCACCCCAUCAAUGCUGGCGCGCCGGCCGAAGCUCUCGCGCGCUUAUUGCCGCGGCUGCGCCAGAUGCCCUGGUCUUCGGGCUGCGCGCCGGCUUGUUUUGACUUUCUUGGCGGGGCCCGGCUGCUUUUCGAUUUCGCCACUACGGGCCGGCUUUGUGGGUGAUCGCGCGGUAAGCGGUGGCGCCACCGACUUCAAAUGGAGCAUGUUCCUGUGCUUUCCGCUUUGGAAAGUAACCAAUUUUACCGAU